Molecule: messenger RNA, 1281 nt
Organism: Aspergillus bombycis
Lineage: Eukaryota; Fungi; Ascomycota; Eurotiomycetes; Eurotiales; Aspergillaceae
Product: putative MFS monocarboxylate transporter
Exons: 2
Coding region: 1-1281 (426 amino acids)
Biological process (GO): transmembrane transport
Cellular component (GO): fungal-type vacuole membrane
Molecular function (GO): transmembrane transporter activity
Source: RefSeq, a predicted model, not a curated record
AUGACAACAUCAUUCAAGCAUACUAUAGACCCACUUAGAAGCGAUCUCGACCAGGAGAAGGUGUCUGAAAUAUCACCUAAAUAUGAAGAAGCACCAGACGGUGGUUCUAGAGCGUGGCUCGUGGCUGCAGGGGGCGCUUCACUCUUCUUCUGUUGUCUCGGCUUCGCAAAUUCAUUUGGCACUUUCGAGGAGUACUACUUAUCACACCAACUCCGUGGGCAAUCUCCAGACAAUAUCGCCUGGAUAGGAUCGCUAGCAGCAUUCCUUCAAUUCGCAACAGGUGCAAUUGCAGGACCAUUAUUCGACCGUUACGGCGCAUGGAUUAUCCGGCCAGCUGCAGUCGCCUAUGUUUUUGCCAUGAUGAUGCUUAGUUUGUGCAAAACGUACUGGCAGAUUAUGCUUGCGCAAGGUGUAUUGAUGGGCAUAGUAACGGGCUUCCUUCAAUUUCCAGCGUUUCCAGCAGUAUCACAAUGGUUUGACAAGAAGCGAGCAGCCGCACUAGGCAUUGCUGCGGCUGGUUCGUCUGUUGGCGGCAUCGUGAUUCCUAUUGCAUUGUCCAAAAUGUUGAACGGCUCUUCCUUGGGAUUUGGAUGGUCGGUGCGAAUCAUCGGCUUUCUCGUCAUGCCCAUCAUGGCAUUCGCGUGCCUAACCAUCAAGCGCCGCCUACCGCCAAGUACAUCCCCCUUCUGGAUUCCAUCGGCCUUGAAGGAAGCGAAAUUCGUCCUCCUGAUAGUCUCCUUGUUUUUUAUGUUCAUUGGCAUGUUCUUCCCCCUGUUCUACAUCCCUACAUAUGCAGUAUCCAGAGGCAUGAGUGCGACCCUUUCUGGAUAUUUGCUGGCGAUCUUGAACGCGGCAUCCACAUUUGGCCGUAUCAUCCCAGGCAUAUUAGCAGAUAAAUUCGGGCGAUUGAACGCAUUCAUGGUGGGUGGUAUAACCACAGCGAUCGUGAUAUUCUGUUUCAAUUUGGCAACCACCAACGCAGGCUUGAUCGUAUAUUCGGUUGUCAUUGGCUUUACUUCGGGAACGAUCAUCUCUGGAGCUUCGGCGGCCUUUACCCUCUGCCCCAAGGAUCCCCGGGACAUGGGAACUUACAUGGGAAUGGGUAUGGCCCUGAGCUCUUUCGCAACUUUAAUCGGUCCCCCGGUGAAUGGGGCACUCGUCAAACAUUAUGGAGGGUACUCGGAGGCAAGCAUAUUCAGUGGCGUCAUGUGUUUGGCUGGUGGGUUCUUUGCUUUGGCGACCAAGGCUAUGACCCCUGAAGGUAUCUUGGGACGAACAUGA